AUCUUUGGUCAAAAUAUAAUGGAAUGACAUUUAAAAGUUUUUUUUGGGGGAUUUUCGCGCGCAAACUUAAUUUUUCUGAGAAAAUAUUUUUCAUAGAAGGAAAGAAGGAUUCUGUUUAGCCAGUCCCUCCAACCACUUCCAAUAUGUGUAGCUCAUCAGUUAUCAUAAUAUGUAUAACAUUGGAGCCAAUGUUGUCACGUCUCCAGUCUUACUUAAACCAGUCUGAGCUAAACAGCUCUGAACGUGGCUCCCUAAAAUAUGUGAAUUCUCAAAUUAAUUUAAAAAAUUUAAAUAUGAUGAUUUGUAGUUAAAGUGAACUUUUUGUUAUCUGCGUUUAAAUGUGUAAUCGAUGAAUAUCUAGUCCUGAAUUUUUAUUCGAAAAAAAAACAGUCAUAAUAAUGCAACAAUUGUGGAAGAUUAUUGAGUUACUUUUAAUUUUGAAAGUAACAAUUAUUUACUGUAAUAAUUGCCAAAUGCUAAAUUAUAAUCAUAAAUGUCAAUGUUCUCCUCUCAAAUCAGAAGGAUAUAAUUUAAAUUGUUCUAUUAAUUCGACAAGAAAUGAAAUAGACAUCAGAAUUGAAUAUUUUCCUGAGGAAAUCUUCAGAAUAUUUUGUCAAAAUAAUGACAAUUUAUUAUACUUCGAUCACAAUAUAAGUUCCAUUGUGAAAAAUACGAAAAAUAUAUCAAUAUUAGAUUUACAUAAUUGUCAUUUCGAGGACAUUAAAAUAAAAAAUAUCGCUUCAUUGUUGGGAGUCGAAAAUUUUGAGACUCUUCAAAUUUUCAACGAUAAAAGAACGACUUUUGGGACAUUGCACAAAAAUCAGAUUCAUGAUUUACCGAAUUUGAAAAAACUAGAAAUAUCUGAUACUCGUUGUAAUAGUUUAGACGAAGAUUUAUUGGAAUUCAUACCAAAUAUUACAACAUUAAUUCUCAGAAAUGAUCAAAUAAAAUCGAUUCCAAAAAAUUUCUUUCAAUUUACUCCUAAAUUGAAAAUUAUUGAAUUCGAAAGUAAUAAACUUAAAAUGUUCGAAAACGGGACAUUUAGUAAUCUGAAGGAUUUAUUAUUUCUUAGUCUCUGGCAAAAUGACUUAACGAAUUUGAAUAGUCAUAUUUUUGACGAAUUGAAUUCUAUAGUAGAAAUUAAUCUUUCCUCCAAUAAAUUGAUAACGUUACCAGACGGCAUUUUUCACAAGAAUUUCAAUUUAAAAAUAAUCAAUCUCUCGCGCAAUUUGUUGCAAAAUUUACCGGCUAAUAUAUUUUAUGGAUUAAACAAAUUGGAAAGUCUUGAAUUAAGUGAUAAUAAAAUUGAAAAUUUAAAUGACAAACAUUUUGAUUCUUGCAUCAAUUUGAAAUACUUGAAUAUCAAUAACAACAAUAUCGUUACAAUAUCAAAGUUCACAUUUUCAAAACUUGCAAAUUUAGAAACCUUAUUUAUGAACAAGAAUAAAAUAAUAAACAUUGAUAAAGAAGCAUUCAACGCUUUGCAACACUUGAAGAAAACGUAUUUUGCUUUCAAUAAUUUAACUACAAUGUCUGUAAUAGAAUACGACAGCAAAUCCUUAUUCAAUAAAUGUAAAGAAUUAGAACUACUGGAUUUAUCGUACAAUAAAAUACAAUUGUUGUGUGACGACUGGACCAGAUUUCCUGGACAUCAUUUCAACUUUCUCAAUCUCUCUCAUAACGAUAUAAGUUCCUUGACGGUGGAUGAUUUAGAUAUUAAAAAUCAAAAAGAUUUUACCGUAGACUUAUCUUAUAACAAGAUAACGACUGUCGAUCUGAAUGAUCCAUUUAAUGAGAACUUUGAAAAACGUUUCAAUGAGGAAUAUCGAAGCACAGUUGUGUUAUUACUGAAUAAUAAUCCAAUUAAGUGUGACUGUGCUUUGUACGACUUUUUACGAUAUUUGGAUGGUUCAAUGAUGAAUGUGCGAGAUACAUUAAAAAUAAACACUGGACCAAUGAAGUGUUCCGAUUCGAAAAAAUACGAGGAUAUUUUAUUGUCGGAAUUGAAUUCCAAGAGUUUCGAGUGCAUUCCGCCGAUGGAGGAAAUUAACGAUUUUGAAAUGUGUCCUCAAGAAUGUGAUCAGUGGACGAGACCGUCAGACAAAACAUUUAUUUUCAAUUGUUCUUACAGAAAUCUCAAUCAAGCUCCAGAAAGUUUGUGCUCAUUAAAAAGCAAGGGAUAUGUCAAAGAACUUGACCUCACUGGGAAUAAUAUAACAAUUAUUCCAAACCUUCAACAAACUGGUUACAAUAAUUUAUCGAGGCUCACAUUGUCACAUAAUCAAAUUUCAACCAUUUCCACAAAUAUACUUCUUAACGUUACACUUCAGAAAUUGGAACUUGACAACAAUCAGCUAACAUCAAUAAAACCGGAGGCAAUUGAGGAAUUGAAAUUAUCGGUGAAAAGGAUAAAACUUGGAAAUAAUCCAUGGCAAUGUGAUUGCGGUGCAAAGAGUUUGCAUAAUUUCACCAGUGCAAAAAAUACCACGGUCGAAGAUGAAAGGAAUAUAAUUUGCAAGAAUUUUAACAGAAUGCUGACAAAAAUCACAAUUGACGAGUUGUGUCCAUCGAAUCUCGAAUUAAUUGUCACUGCAAGUGUAUUUAUUGCAAUUUUAGGACUGAGUUUCGGUCUCAUUGCUGCAUUUUACUAUCGUUAUCAGCAGGAGAUCAAAAUCUGGCUUUACGCGAAGAAUCUUUGUCUGUGGUUCGUCACCGAGGAAGAAUUGGACAAGAACAAGCCGUACGACGCAUUCAUAAGUUAUUCCCACAAGGACGAAGAAUUUGUCAUCAAUGAACUUAUGGCGAAUCUGGAGAAAGGACCGAGAUCCUUUAAGCUCUGCGUUCACUUCAGGGAUUGGCUUGCAGGCGAAUGGAUUCCAUUUCAAAUCGCAAGGUCCAUCAGGGACUCGAGGAGGACAAUUGUCGUGGUCUCGCCGAAUUUCAUUCAAAGUGAGUGGGGCAAAUUGGAAUUUCGCACUGCUCAUAAAGAAGCUCUAACCGAGGGAAGGGCGCGAAUUAUCGUUAUCCUGUACGGUGAUAUCGGACCUGUUGAUAAAUUGGAACCAGACCUGCAAUCGUAUUUGACUAUGAACACUUAUGUGCAGUGGGGCGAUCCGUGGUUCUGGAAUAAACUUCGUUAUGCAUUGCCCCACAAAUCGGACGCAGUUUACAACCCAUCGAAAUACAAGAAUUUCAACAAGGCGCAUACUGUUGUUCCGUUGAAUUUCAAAAAACUUGAGGUUGAAAAAUUUCCCGAAAGUGGCUUGGCACCACUAAAUGGAAAUGCAAAAAUAGUCAUCGACAUGAGUGACGAUGAGUGUAAUAAAUUAAAUACCCGGUUCUAAAUUUUACUGUUUUCAGUAUAAGGAAAAAUCAAAUGACUUUUUUAUUAACAGAAUUUUUAUAUACAACAAUUUUGAUUUAACGUAAUUUCUAAUGAAUUAAAAUUCUUAUUUUACGUGAUAAUUGUAAAUAUGUAGAUAAUAGGCGGCCAGUAGACAGAAUUAAAUUUUUAUAUUUUCUUAAUGUCUACUUGUCUGGAAAUAUCAGUCCGUUAGCCGAAUAACUCGCUAGAUUGCUACUGGCUUGACCAUUUUUAGGUCAUUAGAAGAAGCACUGUUUUUAGUUGUACAUGAAAUGAAAUAGCGUUUAAUUUUUUUUACUUUUCGCUAAUUAAUGUAAAUAUUAGUAUUUGUAUAUGAAAAUAAUAUAGCUAAGUAAAAUACUUUUAAAAAUAAACUUUAGUUUUUAAUGAAAUUUUCUUCGAUACAUUCAGAAAAAUGAGUUAUUUGGCCAACAGCCUGACUUAUCUCGGCCUGUACAUACAAGUUAAAAUACUCGACUUAUGGCCAUCGAACCAUAAUAAUAUUUUUAUAAAAAUGAGACUGAUAUAUAAAUGUGUAGAUAUUAAUUAGGUAUAUUUUUACUAUUUUACAUAAAACAUGUGAUAUAUACAUAAAUGUUAAUAUUUCAUUAAAAAUACUUGUAAAGUAAA
Leptopilina boulardi is the source of this 3994-nucleotide messenger RNA. Its product is annotated as protein toll-like. Gene Ontology annotation, molecular function: transmembrane signaling receptor activity; protein binding. Gene Ontology annotation, biological process: immune response; toll-like receptor signaling pathway. The transcript is spliced from 5 exons. The record is from RefSeq and is a predicted model, not a curated record. NCBI's taxonomy places the organism in Eukaryota, Metazoa, Arthropoda, Insecta, Hymenoptera, Figitidae. The coding region runs from base 399 to 3344 and encodes 981 amino acids. Gene Ontology annotation, cellular component: membrane.